AUGUUCAACGCCCUCAACCGAUUCAUAUCCCGCCUCGACGGCGACGCCCAGCCACGCCGGGGCGAUCAGUCGGGCGGCUUCGGCUUCCAGGUCCUUCGAAACACCAACCUCGAGCUCGGCAUCGAGCCCUGGUUUGACUUUAUCGUCGGCAUCAACGGACGUGUAAUCGACAACCCCGACCCCAUACUCUUCGCGCAAGAAGUGCGCAACUGCGCCGGAGGUAGCGUGGCGCUGGGUCUCUGGUCGGCUAAGGGAGCGCGCACAAAGCUCAUCCAUGUUCCCGUGCCCCUGGAGAACCCGAGUCUGGGGAUAUCGUUGCAGUGGGAGUCGCUCGAUACGGUCUCUAAUAUCUGGCAUGUGUUGGACGUUGCGCCGAAUUCACCAGCUGAUCUUGCGGGUCUUCUUCCGUACAGCGAUUAUAUCCUAGGAACCCCAGAUGGAAUUUUGCAUGGAGAAAGCGGUUUAGGAGAGAUGGUGGAGGACUACAUUGGGCGACCACUGAAGCUAUGGGUAUACAACCACGAGUACAACGUCACAAGAGAGGUUGAGAUCCAACCAAGCCGUGAAUGGGGCGGCGAAGGCGCCCUAGGUUGCGUGCUGGGCUUCGGCCAUUUGCAUCGGUUGCCAGCACCGCUCAGCGAGCCAGUCGAGGGACCCGGCGAGACGAUGUUCGACAUGGACGGAGGAGCGCCGGGGGAGAUCCAAUCCACGACACUCGCACCGCCAGAGGGCACACCACAAGGGCCCCCCCCUACAGAUUUUCUGGUGCCGGCACAGCUUGUGAGCUCGCCUCCACCAUCAACGACAAGCGCGAACGUAUCGGUACGGAGCAAGAAAAAGGAUAGACAUGGACCUAAUCCGAAUCGGUUGAUGGAUGACUAUUUUGCUGAAGAAGAGAAGAAGAGCAGAGAGUUAGAUGGGAACCCCACCAGGGCGAGAGACACACCACCUCCGCCGCCACCAAAGGCCGGAGCUGGGGCGCCUCCGCCGAGA
Messenger RNA from Pseudomassariella vexata, 993 nucleotides. RefSeq names its product GRASP55/65 PDZ-like domain-containing protein. Gene Ontology annotation, biological process: Golgi organization. The transcript has a single exon. The annotation marks the transcript as partial. NCBI's taxonomy places the organism in Eukaryota, Fungi, Ascomycota, Sordariomycetes, Amphisphaeriales, Pseudomassariaceae. Gene Ontology annotation, cellular component: Golgi apparatus. Gene Ontology annotation, molecular function: protein binding. The record is from RefSeq and is a predicted model, not a curated record.